AUGGCACCGAUAGCGGGUAGCGGAGCGUCGGGAUCGUCGAGUCUUUAUAAGGUGUGGGAGAUCAGAGCGCUGAAGCGGCAGAAGCGCAGCGACGAGGCGAGAAGCCUGCUGGAGCGAGUGGCGAAGCAGGUGGAGCCGAUUAUGGCCCGCCGCAAAUGGAAAGUCCCUCUGCUCUCUGAAUUCAGUCCAAGCAAUGCGCGGCUUUUGGGUCUCAACAUAAACCGAGGGCGGGAGAUUCGAAUUCGUCUCAGACCCGCAGGCAAGCCGGACUCGUUCUUCCCAUACGAGCAUGUGCUGGGCACGAUGCUUCACGAGCUCACUCACAUCGAACGAGGGCCCCACGACGCCAAGUUCUACAAACUACUAGAUGAACUCAAUGAGGAGUGUGACGACCUCAUAGCACGCGGUAUAACAGGAACGCCCUUUGUGGGUUCUGGUCACCGCCUCGGCUCUUCUGCUUACCCCUCCAUCCGCCCAGCAGCUGCUAUGGCAGCAGAAAGAAGGAUGAGGGAUGAUGUGUGGUGUGGGGGCGGGUGUGAGAGCAAGGGAGGGAAGGGGGAAGACGGAGGGAAUAGGGGACAAGGCGGGGCAAGGGAGAAGGAAGAGGAGGAAUGGGAGAGCGCAAGGGAAGUGGGAGAGGGGGUUGAUGGGCCACAGCAGCGUGCAAACGAUGGUAGACCCGAUGGUAGGGAUGAUGGUAGAGGAGGAAUGGCUGUGGGUGAAGGUCAUGGUGGUGCUGUUGGUCCUGGGCUGGAGGGGGAUGAAAGAGGGGAAGGCAGAGGGAGGGCUGGCGGGGCAAGGAAGCGACCACGUGGGGCUGAGGAGCACAAUUGUAGGAGUAGAAAGGUGAUUUCUGGCAGUGGCAAUGCUGCUGCUGGCGGUGCAGCAGGAGGGGUGAAGUGCACCGGACAGAGCACAGGAGUUACUGGUGGUUUCACAAGAGAGGAUGCUGCAGGAGGAGAGGAGCGAGCAAGCGGAGAAGACACAUGGACAUGUCAUGUCUGCACUUUGAUCAACCGGGGCAUAGUGCUUCAGUGCGAGGCAUGCCUUGCAGUGCGACCAUCUCCCGGGCCUAUCCAUCGCGGUGCCUCAGCGACUGCUGCUGGUACCAGUGCCAGUGUAGCCAUUCUAAUCGACGAUAACCCUACCGCUGUAAACAUUGCUGGUGCUGGGGCUGCUACUGACAGUGCUGACAUGGGACCAAUGUGGGCAUGCCACAGCCUGAGCAUCAGCUACGAUCCCGAGGUAGAGGAAUCAACGGGGUCGUUUUCCGUCUCACAGCUGCCGUUUCUCGAGUCUCUGCAACUCGAGGGAGAGCUGGUGCACAGGACUCACGCAGCUGCCUCAGAAUUUCACGUCUCUGACCCAGCUAGCGAGCCUGAAUAUAUCCUCUUGCCUCAAUCUUUCCAGCCUGCCAGACAACUUCGGCCGCUUAUCUGCCCUGAAAAGAUUGGUGCUGCGCAGAUGUCUCUGACCAACCUCCCGGACUCAUUCGGGCAUCUUGGAUCCCUCAAAAAGAUUACCAUGUACAUGCUCCCUCUCACGGAACUUCCGGAAUCCUUUCCUUACCUCAGCUCCCUGAAGUCACUGCUCAUGGUUGGUUGCCGCGAAAUCCGCCAGCUUCCAGCGAAUUUCGGCCGCCUAGGAGCUCUCAAGACGCUGUGCAUGGUGAAGCAGUCGGAAUUGAAGCUUCCAGUUGGAUUGGGGGGAAUGGCUGCCAUUCGAAGGAUUUUUCCGGGAGAAGUGUUCAAUCAGAUGCAACUCCCGGGUUCACUCACCCAGUUGGCUUCAUUGACUAGGCUUGACCUGGAUUUCAGUUUGGAUGAGAAUCUUGACGAGGGCAUGGGGAGGCUGAAUCAGCUGCGGCAGCUGCACAUACAGUGCUGUUUCAAUCUCAGGGAGGUUCCAUAUUCCGUGACAGAGCUGACUAAUCUGGAUACCCUCACUAUUGGGUUGUGCAGCCAGCUCGUGUCACUUCCCGAUAGACUAGAUGCUCUUUUCAAUCUGAAACGGCUGGAGAUUAUUGGAUGUCACCAUGAUCUAUGGCUGAACAGACCUCCUAUCUCCCUGCCGUCCUCUCUCGAGUCCCUGAGCCUGGGGAACUACAACCAGACGAUUCUUCUGCCGGACCUUCCUACGCUACCGAAUCUCAAGAAGCUGACAUUGAAUUUGGUUAAUGUGGAGGGUGGGAAGAGUUUAACCAGUGCAUUGCCUCGGUUACAGCAUUUGGAAUUGGUGUUGGCAGAAGAUACAGAGCAGCUUGCAUUCCCCUUGGCCUCUCUCCCCCAGCUGCGAAUCCUGGAGAUCUCCAGGGCUGGUAACAUCGAGAAGCUUCCAGGCAGCAUCGGCGCGGACCUGAAGCAGCUCCGGCAUUUGCAGAUAGAGAAUGCUCCAGAGUUGAAUGAGCUGCCGGAAUUGAUCUCUCAGCUUCGGCAUCUGACCUCCUUGGACGUUCAUGCACCCAAGCUGGCCUCCCUUCCCACCAGCAUCGGUGCAUUAUCCCGGCUAAAGGAGCUUGCUAUCUUUGACUGCACCGCCCUGGAAAGUCUCCCUGCUUCUUUCACCCAGCUCGCCUGCCUGAACAAGCUGAAUCUUGGAAACACCGGCAUCCGCUCACUUCCAGGAAACUUCGCGCAGCUGACCCGGCUCAAGAGCCUGGACCUGUACAGGUGUGCGAGAUUGGAGAGUCUGCCCGAAGAUUUUUCCGAGCUCGAGAUGCUACAGUUUUUUAGGUUUGGUGGGUGCACAGAUGAACUGGACGAGGAACGAGAACGGGAGUUCAGAGCUUGUCGCAUGUAUGGGGUAACAAUUCAGCGUUACUAG
Molecule: messenger RNA, 2823 nt
Organism: Closterium sp. Yama58-4
Lineage: Eukaryota; Viridiplantae; Streptophyta; Zygnematophyceae; Desmidiales; Closteriaceae
Source: the annotation of a GenBank genome assembly